GGGCGGCGGGAGCGGAGUGGGGCACGAUCCGGCUCGGGGCGGCGAUGGCUGAGCUCAACGGCGCCGUGGAGAACGGGCAGCCUGACAGGAGGGCGCCGCUGCCGCUGCCGCGGCCCGCCCGGAGCCUGGAGGUGAAGCACUGCCAGAUAUUUAUUAACAACGAAUGGCAUGAAUCCAUAAGUGGAAAGACGUUCCCCACGUAUAACCCCUCGACCCUGGAGAAAAUCUGUGAUGUACAGGAGGGAGACAAGCCCGACGUGGACAAGGCGGUGGAGGCAGCAAGAGCCGCGUUCCAGAGGGGAUCGCCAUGGAGACAAAUGGACGUCUUGAGCCGCGGGAGGCUGCUGCACAAAUUGGCCGACCUCAUCGAGCGAGACCGAGUCACUCUGGCGACUUUGGAAACUAUGGACACGGGGAAACCUUUUCUUCAGGCCUAUUUCAUUGACCUAGAAGGCUGCAUAAAGACGCUCCGAUAUUAUGCUGGGUGGGCUGAUAAAAUCCAAGGCAGAACCAUUCCAGUCGAUGAGAAUUUUGUCUGUUUUACCAGGCACGAACCAAUGGGUGUCUGUGGGGCUAUAACUCCAUGGAACUUUCCAUUGCUCAUGCUUGUUUGGAAGAUGGCACCGGCACUGUGCUGUGGGAACACACUGGUUAUUAAGCCAGCUGAGCAGACUCCCCUCACUUCACUCUACAUGGGCUCGUUAAUCAAGGAGGUGGGAUUCCCUCCAGGUGUGGUAAAUAUAGUGCCAGGAUAUGGCCCCACAGCUGGGGCUGCCAUUUCUACCCAUCAUAACAUUGACAAAAUAGCUUUCACUGGCUCCACCAAGGUUGGAAAACUGAUCAAGGAAGCUGCCUCUAAAAGCAACCUCAAAAGGGUGACGUUGGAGCUGGGAGGGAAGAACCCUUGCAUCGUCUGUGCAGAUGCUGACUUGGACUUGGCAGUAGAAUGUGCCCAUCAAGGAGUUUUCUUUAAUCAAGGCCAGUGUUGCACUGCUGCCUCUCGAGUAUUUGUGGAGGAGCAGAUAUACCCAGAAUUUGUCAAGCGCAGCGUGGAGUAUGCCAAGAAGCGACUGGUUGGAGACCCGUUUGACGCCAGGACUGAGCAGGGGCCCCAGAUUGAUCAAAAACAGUUUGAUAAAAUUUUGGAACUGAUAGAAAGUGGGAAGAAAGAAGGUGCCAAGCUGGAAUGUGGGGGUCUUGCCAUUGAAGACAGAGGCCUGUUUAUAAAGCCCACUGUGUUUUCUGAGGUUACUGACAACAUGCGGAUUGCUAAAGAGGAGAUUUUUGGGCCGGUACAGCCAAUCAUGAAGUUCAAGAGCAUAGACGAGGUUAUAAAGAGAGCGAACAGCACAGAGUAUGGCCUCACCGCAGCUGUGUUCACUAAGAAUCUGGACAGAGCACUGACAUUAGCUUCAGCGCUGCAGUCUGGGACGGUCUGGAUCAACUGCUACAAUGCCCUGUAUGCACAAGCUCCUUUCGGUGGCUUUAAAAUGUCAGGAAAUGGCAGAGAACUUGGUGAAUAUGCCUUGGCGGAAUAUACAGAGGUGAAAACUGUCACCAUUAAACUCUCCCAGAAGAAUCAUUGAGUAGGCGGCUUCAUCCUGCUGACGCUCUGAAUGUGAUACACACACAUGGGGGACGUGUUCAGAAUAUGUGGGCAAAGGAAGAAGAAACCAGCACUUGCUUCAAGGAAACUUUCCAUCUAUUCUCUUUUGGAGGAGCUCACAGGUGCUUGCCAAUUGGCUUUUCAAAAUUGCAUUUGACACAUUUGCUGUCCCCUCGUUUUCCAGGACACUGCCCUCGACAGACUAUCCCGAGCUCUGUCUGACCAGUGACCAGAAUUCCAGACAUCCUGCUUUACAGGGAAUCGGCUUUUAUCAAACUGUGCCCUUGAAAGCAGUAUCACUUGCCCGGAUCAUGUUUGAAAGACCUUGGGACUAUUCCUACAUUGACGUAUGUGGGCCUCACUUGGAGUAAAUGAACACAGCUCCAUUGACUCGAGUGGCAUUGCUCCUGCUGGUAGUGGGUGCAAUGCCACUGAAGUCAAAGGAGUUUGUCAGAUGUGAAGACCAUAGCCCAUCUCCUGCUGUCAGGGGGAGCGUGGCUGUGUGUGCAUGGGAGUUUUGAAGCACUUUUAUCAGAAGAGCUACCUUUGCUUUCUCUCAUGCACAUGCAUCCCUGAGGCUGGUAGAAGCCUGGUCCUGAAUUACAUCAAUGGGAGUUUUCUUACGCACUUCCACGGGGCCAGGAUUUCACAGGCUUAAGAUCCACGUGUUCUUUGCUGCCUGUCUCUUGGUGCACACACUGUGCAGGCGCUGAGAGUACAAGUCAUUGACUCCAUAAUCCACCUGGCUCCAGAGUCGCUCAGAUCACAAGUCAUUACUUCGGCACUUUUCACAAAAGGAUUUUGCACUGUGUCGCCACUGAGGGGAGAUGGAAACCGGAGCUGAAAUCUUCUCGGAGGAGAGGAAAGAUGGAAAGACAGCCUAGUUUGCCUUGUGCUUCUUUUGCUAUCCUUUGGAUUCCCAUGCGUGAGGUUCAUUUUGUUCAACUAGAUCUGUUUUUGAGGUUGAACAGAAUUAGAAAGCGCCCCUUCCUCUGCCCUCCCCACACCCCCAGUGAAUGUAGCUUAAAAUAGACUCUUCAAAAUACACAAUGAGAGAAACUGCUCCCAGGCUGUUUAACUCCCAGUACGUUUUUGAGAGAGAGAGGACCUGAUCCUUUGGUAGCUCCAUGGCUUGGUCCUCCAGGGUCUGAGUUGGAGGAUACUAUUGAAGAACCUGAUUGAGAUGCACCAUGUCUGAAAGCCCUGGGUGAGAAGGGAAGUUGCCAGUGGUGUGAGCUUACUCCCAGAGGCCCCAAACUGGAUAGCACUGCCCAAGAUGGGACUUUGGUUAGGGGGCAGGGGAUGCUGUGAUUCAACUGCCUAUGCUGGAGAGGCUUCCCAGAGAACCCUUGACUAAGAGUGAAGGCAAGGAAAGUCUGAUGGGCAACCACUGCCCCCAUGCGCUAUGUCAGAGCCCCGCUGGCUUCCACACAGCACUGAUGAGGAGGACCCCGAGGUGUCGGUGGAAGUCCUGCAGGUGGCUAAAUAGCAAGUGUCAAAUACUAGGGUCUUGAAAUGGAAAUGCAGGCUCACUAUGGCAGUGCAAGGCCAGAGCAAGAAACUAUACAUCUCCCCCAUCAGAAACAGUUCUUCUACGUAAUUAAGAAUUACUCCCAUGCUGCUAUGCAGGGAGACCUGUUUACUUGGACCUGACCUUCCUUAAGAGCCAACAAGCCUUGAAAGAAAUGGGGCUUUCACACACUUUAACGUCUCAUCAAUGACCUACCCCCAGUAGCUGUAGGCUAGGGAGCAUUUUUUCUCCUGUGAGGCAGGAUAUCCACAGAUGAAUCUUUCUCCCUGAAACAGAGACUCCCUCCUCCGUCCCCAAAAGUCCAAAUGGGAAACCUGUAAAUAGUCUUCUGUUUUUUGCAAUGUGUAGCAAGGAAGCUUAAGCGCUUCCUCAGAAAUCAUUUUCACCACUGCUUAGUGAAUGAGUUUUUAGCAUCCAAAGCUAGAACUAGACACAAGGCAAGUACGUGGUAAAAUCAGGCAAGA
Gavialis gangeticus (Gharial) is the source of this 3601-nucleotide messenger RNA. RefSeq names its product aldehyde dehydrogenase 1 family member A3 (gene ALDH1A3). The coding region runs from base 45 to 1586 and encodes 513 amino acids. The transcript has 13 exons. Gene Ontology annotation, molecular function: aldehyde dehydrogenase (NAD+) activity. The record is from RefSeq and is a predicted model, not a curated record. Gene Ontology annotation, biological process: aldehyde metabolic process. Lineage: Eukaryota; Metazoa; Chordata; Crocodylia; Gavialidae.